ACCCAGUGUAGACGCCUCGGUAUCCUUCGUGCCUCCUCUUCAAAGAACCAUGGCGGCGGGCGUGGCAGCGUGGCUGCCUUUUGCAAGGGCGGCGGCCAUCGGGUGGAUGCCUGUGGCCUCGGGACCCAUGCCGGCUCCCCCGAGGCAGGAGAGGAAAAGGACCCAAGAUGCUCUCAUUGUGCUGAAUGUGAGUGGCACCCGCUUCCAGACGUGGCAGGACACCCUGGAACGUUACCCAGACACUCUACUGGGCAGUUCUGAGAGGGACUUUUUCUACCACCCAGAGACUCAGCAGUAUUUCUUUGACCGUGACCCAGACAUCUUCCGCCACAUCCUGAAUUUCUACCGCACUGGGAAGCUCCACUACCCUCGCCACGAGUGCAUCUCUGCUUACGAUGAAGAACUGGCCUUCUUUGGCCUCAUCCCGGAGAUCAUCGGCGACUGCUGUUAUGAGGAGUACAAGGAUCGCAGGCGAGAGAAUGCCGAGCGCCUGCAGGACGACGCGGAUACCGACACCACGGGCGAGAGCGCGUUGCCCACCAUGACGGCAAGGCAGAGGGUCUGGCGGGCCUUCGAGAACCCUCACACCAGCACGAUGGCCCUGGUGUUCUACUACGUCACGGGGUUUUUCAUUGCCGUGUCUGUCAUCGCGAAUGUGGUGGAGACAGUGCCGUGCGGGUCGAGCCCAGGUCACAUUAAAGAACUGCCCUGCGGGGAGCGGUAUGCCGUGGCCUUCUUCUGCUUGGACACGGCCUGCGUCAUGAUCUUCACCGUCGAGUACUUGCUGCGCCUGGCUGCAGCGCCCAGUCGGUACCGUUUUGUGCGUAGUGUCAUGAGCAUCAUCGACGUGGUGGCCAUCCUACCUUACUACAUUGGGCUGGUGAUGACAGACAAUGAAGACGUCAGCGGAGCCUUUGUCACACUCCGUGUCUUCCGGGUCUUCAGGAUCUUCAAGUUCUCCCGCCACUCUCAAGGCCUGCGCAUCCUGGGGUACACACUGAAGAGCUGUGCCUCAGAAUUGGGCUUCUUGCUUUUUUCGCUCACCAUGGCUAUCAUCAUCUUCGCUACCGUUAUGUUCUACGCUGAGAAGGGGUCUUCGGCUAGCAAGUUCACCAGCAUCCCGGCAGCCUUCUGGUACACCAUCGUCACGAUGACGACACUGGGGUAA
This is a messenger RNA of Saimiri boliviensis boliviensis (Bolivian squirrel monkey), 1168 nucleotides long. The record is from RefSeq and is a predicted model, not a curated record. Lineage: Eukaryota; Metazoa; Chordata; Mammalia; Primates; Cebidae.